AUGUUCUUGAGGCUGAUGAAGGAACCCCUAGCUUUGCUUAGCCUGGCCUUUAAAUCCUUGUCUACACCCCCAUCUGAUAUUUAUUCCUUGAUCAAAACAGGUGGAGCGAAGUGUCCGAAGAAUGAAACAUCUUGGAGGGAAAGAUCGAAGAUAAUCUGCAACAAUACUGGAAAUCGUGUUUAUCACUGUAUUCCGACAAUUGAUUUGAAUGCCAUUUUAGAGGACUGCUUCAUCUCUCAGUCAAUACAGCCAAAUUUUUGUGCAGUUUACAAUACUUACCUGAACAAAACUGGAUUUGACCAAGAAAAAUCUUGUAAAAAUAGUUUUCUCGAGAGGUGUCCAAACAGCGUGUAUCAAUCGGAUGAACUCUUUAAAUAUCCGUUAUGUUUAGAAAUAAAUCCAGAUGAGAAAUGCUAUGUUGCCGAGUCUUCCUGUCCACGUAUACAAAGAAUAAAUGGUGCAAGAGAUCCGCCUUCUUACAGAGUGUUGAUUGUGAUGCUGAUAUCAACUACAAUGUUAAUGAUAUGAAAGAAGACUACAUUGGUUUUAACAAAAAAUUCUGCCUGUCUAUAAAAAUAAUCUCCGG
Molecule: messenger RNA, 586 nt
Organism: Saccostrea cuccullata (small rock oyster)
Lineage: Eukaryota; Metazoa; Mollusca; Bivalvia; Ostreida; Ostreidae
Exons: 5
Coding region: 1-528 (175 amino acids)
Source: RefSeq, a predicted model, not a curated record